AUGGCAACCAGUAAAUUAGUAAGGUUUUCUUUGGGUUCAGCUCAACAACACAUGUACAUUCCAACGUGCAAUAAACACCAGGAAUUUCUUUCUACAUUUUGUGAAGACUGUGAUGAGUUCAUUUGUUCUAAAUGUGCUAAAGCUGACCAUAAAGAUCAUAAUUGGAAUAUCCUUUCCACGACAGCUAGUCACACGAGAAGAAAACUGUCUACAUUUCUCAAGAAAAUCUCAGAUAAAAGACUACCAAGAAUAGACGAAGAAAUUGAAAAAGCUUCAAAACUGAGGAAAUAUAAUCAGAAUCAGUGUGAAUCAGAGAUAAAGAAACUGUUGGAACAUUGUGAUGAUAUCAUAGCAAGAUUGCUUAAAUUGAAAAAUCAUCUCAUAGACAAACUUCAAAACAAUCUGAGAGAAGCGCUUGAAAAAUUACAUCAUGAAAAAAAUUAUCUAGAAAAAAGCAGGAAGCAAAUUGAGGAUUUAGUAAAAUUUCUAAAAGAAAAGAACACUACCAUGUCUGAUUACAGGUUGAUUGAUACCUGCAGAGAACUUAAAAAACUUUCUGAAAAAGAGUCUGAUAUAAUGAACUUUGAAUAUUCAUUAAGAUAUAAACAAAAAGAAAUCAAUGAAGACUUAUUGGAGGAGAUCAGUGGAAAGAUUUGGGACUUAAAGGAUGCCAAUGUAACCGUAACAAAUUCAUUUCAAUACAGGGAGAAGAAACCUGCACUGAAUAUCCUAAGGGCAUCCAGUAACGACGAAUGUUUCAUAGGUGACUCCAAGUCAGAUUUCUUGGACAAUGUCAACAGGCUAGGUGAAAUAAAAAACAAAGUCGAUAUUUCUUAUUAUGAUUUUUGUGUGACUGAAAGCAAAGAUAUAUAUUUUACAGAUGGAGUGCUCACAUCGAUUUGCUGUUUGUCCCCAGCGGGGUCUAUCUCCACCGUCUUCAAGACAUACCCACUGUUACCGAGAGGAAUUUGUUUGUCAGUAACUGGUGGACUUCUUGUUACGUUACGAGACGAUUUAUCUGACAAUCCUUUACUAUUAGACUCAAAGAGUAGACGCCUAGUGAGAAAUAUUACUCUGAAAGGCGAUGUCAUCCGCGAGUUUGAAUUUAAGAGGGAUGGUCAUACUAGAUUGUUCGCGGAUCCAAUCAGAAUCAGGCAAAGUAAAAACACUGACAUCUGUGUUUUGAAUAUAACCGGCAGUUUUUUAGGUGAACUAAUGAUUAUUUCAGCUUCUGGGGAUCUUAGGUCUGUUUACUCUGGACUGAAUCUGAAAAAUGGCUUUUAUCCAUGUGAUGUGGAGUUUGAUCAAGAAUGUAACAUUCUUGUAACAGAUCCACGAAAUCACGUUAUUCAUCUGUUAAAUCCUGAUGGGGAGUAUUUAAAGUUCAUACUGAUAAGGAAGGAUAUGAAUUUUCCACGCUCAUUAUCAUUAUAUAAGUUUACACUUUGGGUAGUUAAUUUUUCUGGACAAGUUAAAGUCUUCCGGUACAAAUGCAGUUAA
This is a messenger RNA of Saccostrea cuccullata (small rock oyster), 1500 nucleotides long. RefSeq lists its product as uncharacterized. The transcript has a single exon. Gene Ontology annotation, molecular function: zinc ion binding. NCBI's taxonomy places the organism in Eukaryota, Metazoa, Mollusca, Bivalvia, Ostreida, Ostreidae. Bases 1 to 1500 code for a protein of 499 amino acids. The record is from RefSeq and is a predicted model, not a curated record.